Molecule: messenger RNA, 1050 nt
Organism: Fusarium pseudograminearum CS3096
Lineage: Eukaryota; Fungi; Ascomycota; Sordariomycetes; Hypocreales; Nectriaceae
Exons: 8
Coding region: 1-1050 (349 amino acids)
Cellular component (GO): RNA polymerase II transcription regulator complex
Molecular function (GO): DNA-binding transcription activator activity, RNA polymerase II-specific; transcription cis-regulatory region binding
Source: RefSeq, a predicted model, not a curated record
AUGAGUAAAAACAUAUUCCGGAUUUUUAACCCUGGGGAACCAAAGGAAAACCCAGUUGAAAAGAGGCGGGCCCAACUGCGACGAGCCCAACAGACAUAUCGUAAUCGCAAAGACAGAUACACGAGAUCUCUAGAAGAAGAACUCGCCAAGUCGCGCUCCAACGAAGCAGAAUUGACACGCGAAUGCCAGCAACUGCGUUCUGAUCUCGAAAAUGCGCUACAGCAAAUGUCUAGGCAAUGGAUAGGUAUGGCUGUCGACGGCAGCAACCCUCCCUCAGAAAGUACUGCUUUGUCAAGGACAACCGGGUCAACCAGCGGUGCCUCGCCAUUUCACUUCAGUGACUUUGGCGGCACACAGUCAAGAGACGCAAUUCCGUCGCCGCAGAUGAUAUCGCCAGAAUCAUUCGGUGAUUUCCAGGGAAUAACUGAAAGCUUUCAGAGACCUCCCAUCCUGUUUGGUCAGAGGGGAGUCGCGUAUAAUUGUCGUAUAAGCGAUGUGGAUCAAGUGACAGCAGGCGUGGAGUUUGUGCUAAAGAUUGAGGAACCUUGUCUGGAUCACUUGCACGGCGACCUAGACAAACCUUGCGAACCUAGCAAUCAUGCCCUGACUGUUUCCGCUCAGCUGAUAGCAGCGUGCGAUUACCCGUCGCCUACCAUCAGCUCACCUCCACCAAUAUCGGCCACCUUUAACAGUCUACCAACGCAAAUGCUCGAGCGAUUGUUGAGUCUAGCGCCAGAUCUAUCGAGUGAAGGUGAAGUGACGCCGAUCCAGGCGUGGAACAUUAUUCGAUGUCGGCCUGACUUUGGCGGUUUGGACACGAGGAGUCUGAGUGCUCUUGCGCGAAAGCUGAAGAAGGCUGUAAAGUGUCAUGGGGUAACACAUGUUCAUAUUGGUGAAGGGACGUUAAUGGCCAAGAAGAGGCAAGGAAAUGUCGUUGAUCAGGGGGUAACAUCAGACUAUUCACGUAUCACAUGCCUCACAUAUCACUACCUAGGUACCAAGAUCUCAAAGACCCCACGUAUCAAGACAGAAGACGACAAGUCAAGAUGA